Messenger RNA from Ceraceosorus bombacis, 3386 nucleotides. The record is from the annotation of a GenBank genome assembly. Lineage: Eukaryota; Fungi; Basidiomycota; Exobasidiomycetes; Ceraceosorales; Ceraceosoraceae.
AUGGAGGGAGGGGGCCAAGCUUGGUCCAUUGCGCGAGGCGGUGAGUGGAUCGGGGCAAGGCGUGCUGAGAGAGUCAGCCACUGACCAAAUGGCUUUCCGCGCCUCUCUCGACGCAGAGAGCGAUAUCGCGGAUAUCGUCCCUCAUCACUAUCAGCCUCUGGACCUUGACCUCGGCGCUUCGAACGCAGUACAACCAAAUGCUGCGGCCAAUUCGCGCUCUUACGAUCAAGCACUGGCGCACCGUUCGAGCCCGCCGCGCGCAGCGCGCUCCUUGUACGUCCCUCCGGGCGAAAGUCCAUUGAGAAGGAGGAGACAUUCAAACACACCUCGAAUGGUCGUUAUGGAUGAUCGUGCAGUGGAACAAGCCUACGAGCUGAGCAAUUCCGCAACACAGACGAGCAGGCAGCGUCAAGCGUCCAAUUCAUCCGCUUAUCCCCCAAGCUUUGCCGAAUCUCAGUGUGAGUGGAGAGCAGCGGUGGGAAGAAGAAUUGCCACAACUUUGCUGCAACGAGCUGAGAGACAGUGACUGCCACGCGUGCAUGCAUGACGUCCGAUUUCUCUGUUCGCGCAGUCGCUACCAUCAUACGCAGACAGCGCAAACGCAGAAUCGUCUCGCCUACUUUUGAGAGAUUGGAGAGCGGAGAUGCGGUGGUGGGCGAGGAGGAAGUGGCACAAGGCGAAGCUUGCGCCGUGCAGCGCAAAGGAGGACGUCUUAGUGGCGGCCGCAGCCGCAGGCGAGGGCACUCUGCGGCGAACAGGUCGGCCGCAGCUCGCUUUGAUGGCAAGGAGAAGCACCAUCAUCGUCAUUCGAACAGUACUUACCCUGUCGAGCAGUAUACGGAUCCCAGCGCGUGCGACUCUUUCCACGUUGACGAUGCGCUCGAUUCAGGCUCGUCGGAUGUGGAGUUCGCAGGAUGGGGCAGCAUGUCCAUGCUCGUCUUCAACCAGACCGAGCUGGAAUCUGCCGAGCACAAAGUGCUCCGUCGACCGGUCGCGAUGCUUGGCCAAUGGCGCGCGUUCGCACUAGCAGGCAACGCCGUGACGGGAAGCGCCUUCUACUCUCUUCCUGCCGUGUUGGCCGUGAGCGGCGCAUUGAGUCCGAUCGGCAUGGCCCUCGCUGCGCUGCUGCUUUGGCCUUUCAGACCCAUCCUCGUCGAAUUGGCUAGCGCACUCGGAGGCUCGGAUGCGGGAAACUUUACCUACCUUUCAAACUCUACCAGUGGAGCUACACUCUUUCCGCUACUUGCUGCCGCUUUCAAUCUCUUGGACGCGCUAGCUACGGGCGCGGUGAGUGCUGCAACAGCUGCAAGCUAUAUUUCUGCCGAGACGAUGACGACGACGACGACGCUUGUGGAUAUGAAAUUGAUCAGCGUGCUACUCAUACUGGCAACAUCCAUCAUCUGUCUAAUGGGAAUCAAGGACAGUUCCAAAGUUGCACUGGGCAUGGUCUCUUUGCACCUUGUCACCAUGCUCAUCCUAAUCAUCGCCGGACUGAUCAGCUGGGUCAGAAUGGGCAAUGUGCAACUACGUUCCAACUGGGUCGAUUUUUUCCAUGGAGAUGCAGUCUCUACCGUAAGCAGACGCACAUUGACGCGACGCAACGGCGGCAGCGAAAAGAGUGCAGUGAGAAUCGUCUUUGAUGCUACUUGUUUGGCCUUUGUUGGCCUGACGGGCGUGGAGACCACUCCGGCGUAUGUGGCCUCGGUCAAGAGAGGCAGCUUUGAAAAAGCUCUGAGGAACUUGCACAUAUCUAUUCUCACCGAGCCUAUGCUUGCCUUGCUCAUAGUGGCUGUCAUGCCGUAAGUGCUGCUGGCGUCAGAAUGUGACCGUAUUUUGGGGCUGACACAACGAAGUCACAAUGCACUGAAAUCUCUUCUCGUUCGGGACGCAGCCUCUCAUCAUCCAUUGGCACGCCAAACAUUCUAGCCAGUCUGGCUCAAACUAGUACCGGAGCAUGGUUGCGCUACUUAGUAUUGACUGAUGCCUGUAUAGUGCUCAGCGGAGGCAUCAUCACGGGCGUAGUAGCCUUGUGCGGCACAGUGGAAGCCUUGGUCUCGAGCAAGGUCUUGCCGCGAUUUUUGUCCUGGACUUUGCCGCGAACGGCAACGAUGGCUAACGCUGUGCUGCUCUUUGCGGCGUUGACCAUGUGUAUGUGCGCUACGGCUCGCUUUGACUUGACGGUGCUUAGCGGCGUUUGUGAGUGGGAGGAGUACGAUUGGCACGUAGGCAGAGAGCUACCACCUUGUGGGUUUGCACCUGCAUCAACUGACAUUGUGAACUUUCCGUCGUUGCGCGCUAGUCUCUAUGGUCUUCCUGUGCGUCCUGACGUGCUUUCCUAUCUCCUUGCUCUGCAUCGUGAGUCCCUUACCCGCUCAUAACAGGGUAGAUUACCACGAUUGACCAUGCUUCCCUUUCCUCUGCCUCUCUUCUGCAGCUCCACUCUCGACGCACUCUGCCUCGCGAACGAAAAGCUUCGCUGCUCGUCAUUCUGACAUCGCUUUCCAUUGGGCUUGUUGCUAUAGCAGGCAAUGCGGCUCUAGCACCCAUCACAUUGGCUCAAAUGGUAGCGUACACAGCAGUCAUACUCUUCGUCCUGCUCGCUCUGCAUCAUCGCAUCGCGCUGGUCAAGAUGUUUCUCUGGACCAUCGACCAGGAAUGGACGCUUUGGAACAGAAACUCGAGGAUGAGAAAGAAUGCUAAGAGCAAAGAUGGACUCGAUCGAUCUUCCGCUUGGAGGAAGAGCAUCAUUGCGUGGAUCAGAAAGAAUAGGUCGGACGUCGUGGUGUAUUUUACAAAGACGGACGAAAUAUCCACCUUGGUCAGGGUGCUCAGCUAUAUCCAUGAGGUAAGGCACAUGAGCCUGCACGAAACAACACGGCGGGCAUUGCUGAUGAAACUGUCCUCAUUUCGCUUCGACUCUCCAUUCUAAGCACGAACCGGCUUGUUCUCGCGUCAUUCUCGUACACUGUUUCGACCGCGUUUCGCAUAUCCCAUCGGAGCUCGAAGCCAAUAGUCAAUUGGUGGACGAAAGCUUUCCUACCAUCACCGUCGACCUGAUCUUUGGUGAGAGUCUUCACGUUCCUUUGCUUUUUGUUCUGCAUCAUCGCGCAAGACUAAUCAGCCUUUGACACGCUUCUUCGACACGCGCCGCGCCACUAGUCCAAGCAGAAUUUACUCCAAUCGUCGUGCAGGCUUUAUCGGACAGGUUGGGAAUGCCUACUAGCAGAAUGUUCAUCUCUUGUCCCUCUGGAUCAGGUAUUAUUCAGCAAGCACAAUGCUCCUCAAACGUAUCUCCCUCAAGCACCCCGAGCACGAGCGCCGCGAAUCUUUCUUCUCGCUUUGAGCUGCCAGACUUUGGAGGCUUGCGCAUCAUUACGGGCCAUUAG